Dovyalis caffra is the source of this 354-nucleotide messenger RNA. The record is from the annotation of a GenBank genome assembly. NCBI's taxonomy places the organism in Eukaryota, Viridiplantae, Streptophyta, Magnoliopsida, Malpighiales, Salicaceae.
AUGGCAAUGGCAUGGAGGCAACUAAUCACAAACACAAAAACGGCAGUUUCAGUCCCAACACAACGAGCAAUUUCUACACCUGGGUUCUCUAGAUUCUUCUCCAAAUCCUCCUCUCCUUACCUUGUGAAAGUUGGAAUUCCAGAGUUUCUAAAUGGCAUAGGGAAAGGAGUUGAAGCACAUGUGGCCAAGCUUGAAACUGAAAUUGGCGACUUUCACAAACUUCUUGUUACUCGGACUUUAAAGCUCAAGAAAAUAGGCAUCCCUUGUCAACAAAGGAAGCUUAUAUUGAAAUAUGCCCACAAGUAUAGGUUGGGACUGUGGAGGCCUAGAGCUGAACCAAUGAAAGCCAAAUAA